AUGUCGAAGCUCUUCCACCGUCGCAAGGGGAAAACCGACGAUGUGGAAGCCAAUGCUGGCCGACGAGCUUCUCGCGCCUCCAAAGGCCGAGCUGGCAGCAUUGUCCCUGAUCCUGACCUUGGCGAGUAUCCCGCCCUCGAUCACUACAUCAGCAACUAUCGCGAAGACCGUCGCCGAAGUGUAGCUGAUGGCUCUGAAAGCGGGAAAGCCAAGAAGAAGCAUUGGUGGAGCUUCGGCGGCGGUGGUGGUGACGACCAAGAACAAUCCACUAGUAAAACUGGUAUUUCUGAGGCUUGGCUGGAGACCGACAUAGCCGUUGGAUUAUCCUCUGAAGAAGUCGAGAGGCGCAGAAGGGUCACCGGAUGGAACGAAUUGACAUCUGAAAAGGAAAACAUGUUUGCCAAGUUCCUCGGCUUCUUCACUGGUCCUAUCCUCUAUGUUAUGGAAGUCGCUGCUUUGCUCGCUGUAGGCUUGGGUGAUUGGGUUGACUUUGGUGUCAUUGUUGGAAUUUUGAUGCUGAACGCCUUUGUAGGCUUCAUUCAAGAGAAACAAGCUGCCGAUAUUGUCGCAAGUCUGAAAGGAGAUAUCGCAAUGCGUUGUCAUGUCGUGAGAGAUGCUGUUGAGCAUGAGAUUCCCGCCAGAGAACUGGUCCCUGGCGAUAUUCUCAUUAUCGAAGAAGGUGGCACAGUUGCUGCAGACGCUCGACUUAUCUGCGACUAUACCCGCCCCGAAGACUUUGAGAUCUACAAGCGACUCAGAGCCGAAGACAAACUAGAUCGGAGCGACGAAGAAGAUGAAAUGGCCGAUGACGACGGAGCCAAUGGAGACGCAAAACAUACCGAAGAAACUCAAGGCCAUACUCAUGGAAAUGAGCCCCUGGAUCAUCGAAGCCGCCCUCUCGCUGCUGUUGACCAGUCUUCAAUCACAGGAGAGUCAUUGGCUGUUGAGAAAUAUCUUGGUGAUAUGGUCUACUAUACAACUGGCUGCAAGAGAGGAAAGGCUUUCGGUCUAGUUCAAACAACUGCCAAACAGUCCUUUGUCGGUCGCACAGCAGAUCUAGUACAAGGUGCAAAGGACCAAGGACACUUCAAAGCAAUAAUGAACCAGAUAGGUACUAGCCUGCUGGUGUUGGUCAUGUUCUGGAUAUUGAUUGCCUGGAUCGGCGGUUUUUUCCACCACAUUGGCGUCACGGCUCCUGGCUCGCAGAACCUGCUGCAUUACGCUCUUGUUCUCCUCAUUGUUGGCGUCCCUGUCGGUUUGCCAGUUGUUACUACAACGACCCUGGCUGUCGGUGCAGCCUACUUGGCCAAGCAGAAGGCGAUUGUACAAAAGCUCACAGCUAUCGAAUCACUCGCUGGAGUCGACAUUUUGUGCUCAGACAAGACCGGUACAUUGACUGCUAAUAAGCUCUCCAUCAGAGACCCCUUUGUCGCCGAAGGAGAAGACGUCAAUUGGAUGAUGGCAUGCGCAGCCCUUGCCUCGAGUCACAACCUGAGGACACUGGACCCCAUCGACAAAGUCACUAUCCUUACGCUCAAGCGCUACCCUGAAGCCCGAGAAAUCCUCAAGCAGGGCUGGGUAACAGAGUCCUUCACACCAUUUGACCCUGUGUCCAAACGAAUCACCGCCGUAUGCCGACUUGGGCAAGAUAAAUUUAUCUGUGCCAAGGGUGCGCCCAAGGCUAUCCUGAAGCUUCUAGGACCUGGAUCAGAGCAUCUCAGCGAACUCUACAGAGAGAAGGCUCAGGACUUUGCUCGUCGCGGUUUCCGCUCUCUCGGUGUUGCGUACAAGAAGAAUGAUGGUGAUUGGGUUCUUUUGGGACUACUAUCCAUGUUCGACCCUCCUAGAGAAGAUACAGCACAAACGAUUAUCGAGGCAGGACAUCUCGGCGUUCCUGUCAAGAUGUUAACAGGAGAUGCCAUCGCCAUCGCCAAGGAGACCUGCAAGAUGUUGUCCUUAGGCACCAAGGUGUACAACUCGGAUCGUCUGAUUCACGGCGGCUUGUCUGGAAGUGUGCAACAUGACUUUGUCGAACGCGCAGAUGGCUUUGCUGAAGUCUUUCCCGAGCAUAAAUACACUGUGGUUGAGAUGCUUCAACAGAGAGGCCAUCUCACCGCCAUGACUGGUGAUGGUGUUAACGACGCUCCCUCUCUGAAGAAGGCUGAUUGUGGUAUCGCUGUCGAAGGUGCUUCAGAGGCUGCGCAGGCGGCUGCAGAUAUCGUCUUCUUGGCACCAGGCUUGAGCACAAUCGUACUGGCCAUCAAGACAGCCCGUCAGAUCUUUGCAAGAAUGAAGUCGUACAUCCAAUAUCGUAUCGCGCUUUGCCUGCACCUCGAAAUCUACCUCACGCUUUCCAUGAUCAUUCUCAACGAGACCAUCCGCGUCGACCUGAUUGUCUUCCUCGCCCUGUUCGCCGAUUUGGCUACUGUAGCUGUGGCUUACGACAAUGCGCAUUGGGAACCUAGACCUGUAGAAUGGCAGCUCCCCAAGAUUUGGAUCAUGAGUGUUAUUCUAGGUGUCCUUCUAGCCCUCGGCACAUGGAUCAUUCGAGGAACAAUGUUCCUUCCCAACGGCGGAAUCGUCCAGAACUUUGGAAGCGUGCAAGAAAUCCUCUUCCUCGAAGUCGCUCUCACGGAGAACUGGCUCAUCUUUGUCACCCGCGGCGGCAAGACAUGGCCAUCAUGGCAACUCGUCGGGGCCAUUCUCGGUGUCGAUAUCCUAGCUACUCUCUUCGCCCUCUUCGGCUGGUUGUCCGGCAGAGGAGAAGUAUCUUCCAUUCCAGACAACUUCAAGCAGAGCAGCAACGGCUGGGUUGAUAUUGUCACUGUUGUCAUUAUCUGGCUCUACUCUUUCGGUGUCACUGUCGUCAUCGCAAUCAUCUACUUUAUCCUUAACAAGAUCUCUUGGUUGGAUAAUCUCGGUAGAAAGGAUCGACGCAACAAGGAUACCAAGUUGGAGAACAUCCUCGGACAUUUGCAGAAGCUUGCUAUUGAGCACGAGGUGGAUGAGAAGACUGGAAAGAGCAAGUUCACACUGGCUGAGAAGGCGAAUGACGACGACGAAGAUAUCUAA
This is a messenger RNA of Fusarium poae, 3072 nucleotides long. RefSeq lists its product as uncharacterized. Gene Ontology annotation, cellular component: plasma membrane. Gene Ontology annotation, biological process: proton export across plasma membrane; regulation of intracellular pH. Gene Ontology annotation, molecular function: ATP hydrolysis activity; ATP binding; P-type proton-exporting transporter activity. The record is from RefSeq and is a predicted model, not a curated record. NCBI's taxonomy places the organism in Eukaryota, Fungi, Ascomycota, Sordariomycetes, Hypocreales, Nectriaceae. The transcript has 7 exons. Bases 1 to 3072 code for a protein of 1023 amino acids.